CUUCCGCGCAGGUUCACGCCGUACGAGUGGCAGAACCCCCACCCGUGCGACCCCGACCCCGACACGCUGGAGAACCAGUUCACCAUCCUGAACUGCCUGUGGUUCGCCAUCGGCUCCCUUAUGCAGCAAGGCUGUGACUUCCUUCCACAAGCUGUAUCGACCCGCAUGGUGGCCGGCAUGUGGUGGUUCUUCACUCUGAUCAUGAUUUCGUCCUACACCGCUAACCUCGCCGCCUUCCUCACCGUCGAGCGCAUGGACUCUCCCAUUGAGUCAGCGGAGGACCUCGCCAAGCAGACCAAGAUCAAGUAUGGAUCGCUCAAGACGGGCAGCACCAUGGCCUUCUUCAGGGACUCCAAGAUCCCGACUUACCAAGGGAUGUGGGCGACCAUGAUGCGCCACGAGGACCCUGGCCCUUCCGUCUUCCCCGCCUCCAACGCCGAGGGGGUCAAGCGAGUCCAGGAGAGCAACGGCCUGUACGCCUACCUCAUGGAAUCCACAUCCAUCGAGUACGUGGUGGAGCGGCAGUGCGACCUCACGCAAAUCGGCGGCCUCCUGGACUCCAAAAGCUACGGCAUCGCUCUUCCUCCAGGCUCCCCCUAUACGAGUGCUAUCAGCAGUGCCAUUUUGUCGCUGCAAGAAACUUCGAAAAUACAGAUGCUGAAAAGACGAUGGUGGAAGGAGAAAAAUAGGUCUGACAAGUGUGCAAAGGACAAGGAGGAAGCGGGCGGCAGCAGUAUGGCGAGUGAACUGAAUUUAUCGAACGUCGGCGGCGUCUUCGUGGUGCUGCUCGGAGGGAUGGGCCUGGCACUGGUCGUAGCACUGGCGGAGUUCGUCCUCGAGUGCUGGGACAUAUCGAAGGAGGAUGAGAAAUCAAUAAUAUCAGUCCUGAGCGAGGAGUUGUGCUUCGUCUUCCAAUGCAAAGGGUCGACGAAACCUGUCAGGAAGAAAAUAGAGUCAGAAACACCAACAGUCGACAACUUGUACAGCUCCGAUGUAUACAACUGUAGCGGCAGAAAUCAGCAUACCUGAUUACCAGAUGUGGCGUCAGCCUCUGACGUCACAGUCGACCACCACCCCGACCAAUGGCCGAUUCCUAGCUACGUGCCCCCGCCCCCCUCGCCCGUCGCCAACCUGAACGCAUCGGCGGUCAAUCAGAACACAUCCUUGCUCAGCCAGAACUCCUCCACCGUGGCCAGCCAGAACUUCUCCUCCUCGCCCUACUUCACGCCGGACCGGAAGCCCUCGCUCUCGCCCAACACAGACCCGAGCGAGGAGGCGCCCGAGGCCGAGGGCGUGAGGCAGAGGAAGAACUGGUAACGGCGGCCGGCCUCGACUUGCACGGCGCGAGAGGCUGCGGA
Molecule: messenger RNA, 1358 nt
Organism: Penaeus indicus
Lineage: Eukaryota; Metazoa; Arthropoda; Malacostraca; Decapoda; Penaeidae
Product: glutamate receptor ionotropic, kainate 2-like
Exons: 7
Biological process (GO): modulation of chemical synaptic transmission; synaptic transmission, glutamatergic
Cellular component (GO): postsynaptic density membrane; plasma membrane
Molecular function (GO): glutamate receptor activity; transmitter-gated monoatomic ion channel activity involved in regulation of postsynaptic membrane potential
Source: RefSeq, a predicted model, not a curated record